CCAUCUUUCCCCUCCGCCGCCAUGGGCCCCGCGGCCCUACGCGCCCUCCCCUGGGCCCUGCUGCUGCUGGGGCCGCUGCUGGCCUCCGAGCCCCCCCAGGAACAACGACCCCCGCAACCGGGGGAUAUGAUGGCGGGGGGUUUCCCCCCCGCCCCCCCCGCCUCCGCCCAGGAGAUUCAUCCCCUCAACAAGCAGGGGGCCAACGGCUCGGGCGAGGGGCACACCAAGCCCCGCAAAGCCUUCCCCGUCCUGGGCAUCGACUACGAGCACGUCCGCAUCCCCUUCGAGAUCUCCCUCUGGAUCCUGCUGGCCUGUCUCAUGAAGCUGGGCUUCCACGUGAUCCCUUCGGUAUCCAACAUCGUUCCCGAGAGCUGCCUGCUCAUCGUGGUGGGCCUCUUGGUUGGAGGGCUCAUCAAAGGGGUGGGUGAAAAGCCCCCCAUCCUCAAGUCGGACAUCUUCUUCCUCUUCCUCCUCCCACCCAUCAUCUUGGAUGCCGGCUAUUUCCUCCCCUUGCGCCAAUUCACCGAGAACCUGGGCACCAUCCUCAUCUUCGCCGUGGUGGGGACGCUCUGGAAUGCCUUCUUCUUGGGUGGCCUGAUGUACGCCGUGUGCCAACUUGGUGGCCCCGGCCUGAACCACAUUGGCCUCUUGGCCAACCUGCUCUUCGGCAGCAUCAUCUCGGCCGUGGACCCGGUGGCCGUGCUGGCCGUCUUUGAGGAGAUCCACAUCAACGAGCUGCUCCACAUCUUGGUCUUUGGGGAGUCCCUGCUGAAUGACGCCGUCACGGUCGUCCUCUACCACCUCUUUGAGGAGUUCGCCAACUUCGAGCAGGUGACCAUCAUCGAUAUCAUCCUCGGCUUCCUCAGCUUCUUCGUGGUGUCGCUGGGCGGUGUCUUCGUGGGCGUCAUCUACGGGGUGAUCGCUGCCUUCACCUCCCGCUUCACCUCCCACAUCCGAGUCAUCGAGCCCCUCUUCGUCUUCCUCUACAGCUACAUGGCGUAUCUCUCUGCCGAGCUCUUCCACCUCUCCGGCAUCAUGGCGCUCAUCGCCUCCGGCGUGGUCAUGCGACCCUACGUGGAAGCCAACAUCUCCCACAAGUCCCACACCACCAUCAAGUAUUUCCUUAAGAUGUGGAGCAGCGUGAGCGAGACCCUCAUCUUCAUCUUCCUGGGUGUCUCCACCGUGGCUGGCCACCACUACUGGAACUGGACCUUCGUCAUCAGCACGCUGCUCUUCUGCCUCAUCGCGAGAGUAUUAGGUGUCCUGGUCCUCACCUGGUUCAUCAACAAGUUCCGAAUUGUGAAGCUGACGCCGAAGGACCAGUUCAUCAUCGCCUACGGGGGCCUGCGGGGAGCCAUCGCCUUCUCCCUCUGCUACCUCCUGGACUAUAAGCAUUUCGGCAUGAGGGACAUGUUCCUCACAGCCAUCAUCACAGUCAUCUUCUUCACAGUCUUCGUGCAGGGCAUGACCAUCCGGCCCUUGGUGGACCUGCUGGCCGUGAAGAAGAAGCAAGAGACAAAACGCUCCAUCAACGAAGAGAUCCACACGCAGUUCUUGGAUCACCUUCUGACAGGGAUCGAGGAUAUCUGUGGUCACUACGGGCAUCACCACUGGAAGGACAAGCUGAAUCGUUUCAACAAGAAGUAUGUGAAGAAGUGCCUGAUUGCAGGGGAGCGCUCCAAGGAGCCCCAGCUCAUCGCUUUCUAUCACAAGAUGGAGAUGAAGCAGGCGAUCGAGCUGGUGGAGAGCGGGGGCAUCGGCAAGAUCCCCUCUGCUGUCUCCACCGUCUCCAUGCAGAACAUCAACCCCAAGACCAUCCCUGUGGCUCGCAUCCUUCCAGCCCUUUCCAAGGACAAGGAGGAGGAGAUCCGGAAAAUCCUUCGCAACAACCUGCAGAAAACCAGGCAGAGGUUGCGAUCCUACAACCGGCACACGCUUGUGGCCGACCCCUACGAGGAAGCCUGGAACCAGAUGCUCCUGCGGAGGCAGAAGGCCCGGCAGCUGGAACAGAAGAUGAACAACUACCUGACGGUGCCGGCUCACAAGCUGGAUUCACCCACCAUGUGUCGGGCUCGCAUCGGCUCAGACCCCCUGGCCUACGAACCCAAGGCGGACUCGGAGAACCUGCCCAUCAUCACCAUCGACCCGGCCUCCCCGCAGUCCCCGGAGUCCGUGGACCUGAUGAACGAGGAGCCCAAGGGCUGCGGGGGCCUCCCGCCAUCGCCCGAGGAGGACGAGGAGGGGCUGGUGAUGAGGGCCAAGGAGCCUUCCUCCCCGGGUACCGACGACGUCUUCACCCCGGGGACCAGCGACAGCCCCAGCAACCAGCGGAUGCUGCGAUGCCUGAGCGACCCGGGGCCUCGGCCGGAGCCGGAGGAGGGGGAGCCCUUCAUCCCCAAGGGGCAGUAGCACCCGGUGCCCGAAGCCUCACCCCACGUUUCCUACAGUUUCUCUCUCUCUCUUCGUCCGUUGUUCUUUUCUUUGCUCUCCUCUUUGGUUUCUUCUCUCACUACACACCGGGUUCAGGAAGGGGAGACCGUCCUGGAUGGACUGGGAUCGCCAGGACAGCUCUGCCCAGCCAAACCCUGGGCUGGUCCCGAGGUUGAGGGGGGUGGGGGAAGGAGCCCCCCCUGCCCUGGGAUGCACCGAGCUCCUCGGCCACCGUGGCCUGGGGGUGACAGACGAUUUAUGGCCCAGGACUGGGAUUUGCAGGUGCCUCACAGCCCCGACGGGGCUUUCCCAGAGGUUGCCCACCUGCUCAGGGCCUGCGAGUGGCUCCUCGGGGUGGCUGCGGCCUGUGCAGGGUGGGCUGUGGUUGGGGGGCUAUAGUGGGGGUAAGGGGGGCACAGAGGCUGCCCCCCAGCACAGCUUUGCCUCUUUUCGGCUCACUCUGGAGCAGAGGGAUGGGAAGAUGGGAGCCAGACAAUGCUGGGGUUGGUGGCACCCACCACCUCACCCCACACCUCGCCAGGGACCUCGGGCUCGUGCCACGGGCUCCCUGCCUUGGCCACUACCCACGUGGGGCUGGUGGCCACCCAGGAACCUCUCCCCCAGCCCUGCAUUUCACGCCAGGUCUUGUUAAAUAAAUAUCCUAUAGCCAUGCAAGGGGAUGGGGAGCCGGGUCCCCCCUCUUCGCUUUGAGUGGCCCCGCAAGCCCGGGUCUCUCUGUCCCUCCUGGAACCUGCUACCUGUCACCCGUCCCCAUGGGGACCCUCUGCCAGCCUCGGCCCCUCACCCCGUGCCUGCCCCAUAACCAAAGACGGCGUCUGAGCUCCCUGGGCACGGGGAUGGGGCACGCAGGGGGGGUGUUUGCUAUGUGGGGGGCAUUAUUUUUCUCUCCCUGCCGCCAAGAGGAGCUGGGGAAGAGCUGGGGGACACCUCACCCAGCGUGGGGACGCGAUGGGGCCGGGAGGUUGGCAGGAGGGGGAUAGUCUCCCCCCUUGAAGGGGACAUCUGGGGGUGUCCUGAGCUGGGAAGGACCCAUCUUUCCCCAAGGCUUGGCUGGGGGGGGGUGGAAAUGCUAGGUGUUUGGGUGAUUUAAAGCCCUUCCCAUGCUCCAGGUGUCACUUUGUCCCUCAUGUGCCACCCAGCUCUCACCACGUGCCACCCUUGGCCAUGGGGGCUGCCUCUCCCGUGCCAGGGGCUGCUUGUCACCCUCUCCCCCAGGAGGGUGGGUAUGGUUGGAGGGGGGGGACCCGGGCUGCUUCCCCCUCCCCACGCCGUGCCUUGCCACGCGUCCCCUCUGCCCCCCCGCUGCCUUCGGUGGGCACCCGGUCCACGUGCCCACCCCCUCCACGUCCCACCCGGGACCCCCGGGGACCUGUGUCCGUGGGGUUUGGUCACACCGGGGCGAGAGCCCACGUCGCUGCCUGCGCCUGCCUGCCUGCCCUGCUCUGUCUCCAGGAGGAAAAAAAAAACCAACAAAACAACAAAAAAAAACAACAAAAAGAAAAAGCAAUGAAAAUUCUCUUGUAUAAAAAGUUUAAAAAAAACAAAAAACAAAAACACAUGUAAAGAGAAUCUUGGUUUUUAUCAUUAAUAAUAAAUUAAUGUUAAUUUUUA
This is a messenger RNA of Calidris pugnax (ruff), 4062 nucleotides long. It is a transcript of the gene SLC9A1, whose product is annotated as solute carrier family 9, subfamily A (NHE1, cation proton antiporter 1), member 1. The coding region runs from base 22 to 2409 and encodes 795 amino acids. Gene Ontology annotation, molecular function: sodium:proton antiporter activity. The record is from RefSeq and is a predicted model, not a curated record. The transcript is spliced from 12 exons. Gene Ontology annotation, biological process: regulation of pH; sodium ion transport; proton transmembrane transport. Gene Ontology annotation, cellular component: membrane. NCBI's taxonomy places the organism in Eukaryota, Metazoa, Chordata, Aves, Charadriiformes, Scolopacidae.